AUGGAGUUUCGUCCCCCAGUUGGACCACUCAUCCCUAGACGCAAGAUAGCACCUGGAAGACUCUGCCAAAAUUUUGGUAAAGAGUCUCAGUUUUUAGCAAGUGGGCCUGGCAUCGGGGUAAUGUCGGUAACAAGACGGGAUCCGUCCCGGUUUUCGAGGAAUUUCGGGGCGGAACCAUGUCAGCUCGCAGAGCUAGAACAAGGGGUCGCGAUCAGAGAUGAGGGCCAAAUCCGCCACCUCCAUCUCCAUCACCACCUCCUUCACCACCAGUGCCUUCGCCUCCACCAUCUCCAGGUGCCGAAGAUAAUGCUUUGGAUUUGCUGCAUGUGCUUAGCCAGUUUACCCGCAUCAUUCAUCUGUGGAUUGUUUUCGGAGGGAAGUAACACUUCGGAGUCCAGGGCAACCCAAAAAGAUAUCCCUGUUGUUAGAGAAUUCCCAAAUGUCUUUCCAGAUGAUCUCCCUGUUUUAUCCCCUGAAAGGGAAAUCGAGUUCACUAUCGAACUUCUUCCAGGCACCAACCCUAUCUAUCAGAUUCCUUAUAGGAUGGCACCAACAGAGUUGCGUGAGUUGAAGACUCAGUUGCAGGAAUUAGUGGAUAUGGGAUUUAUCCGACCCAGUGUUUCUCCGUGGGAUGCACCGCUGAGGGGUACCAAGUAUUUCCUUAAGAUUGAUAUGAGAUCAGGAUACCAUCAGUUGAGGAUCAGAGAAGAGGAUAUUCUCAAGACCGCAUUCAGAACGCGGUAUGACGAUAUCCUAGUUUACUCCAAGACUUUAGAAGGGCAUAAGAAACACCUAAGGUUGGUAUUGAGGACUUUGAGGAGAAAGCAGCUUUAUGCCAAAUUCAGUAAGUGUCAGUUCUGGCUGGAUAGAGUAGUAUUCCUCGAGCAUGUCAUUUCAGCUGAAGGGAUUUAUGUGGAUCCACAGAUAGUUGAAGCUAUUGUGAAUUGGGUACAACCCAUGAGUGUGACAGAAGUACGGAGUUUUCUGGGGUUAGCAGGCUACUAUCGUCGAUUUGUGGAAGGGUUCUCUUCGAUAGCAGCACCUCUCACGCGGUUGACGAAGAAAGAUGUUAAGUAUGAGUGGAUGGAGGAGUGCGAACAGAGUUUUCAGGAGUUGAAGAAGUGGUUAACCACCGCACCUGUUUUGGCUCUUCUAGAUAACUCGGGGAAUUUUGUGAUCUACAGUUAUGCAUCUUUGCAGGGCUUAGGAUGUGUUCUGAUGCAACAUGAUUGGGUGAUUGCUUAUGCCUCGAGACAACUCAAGAAGCAUGAGCAGAAUUGUCCUGUCCAUGAUUUGGAGCUUGCUGCAGUAGUGUUCACUCUCAAGAUUUGA
This is a messenger RNA of Prunus armeniaca (apricot), 1332 nucleotides long. Lineage: Eukaryota; Viridiplantae; Streptophyta; Magnoliopsida; Rosales; Rosaceae. The record is from the annotation of a GenBank genome assembly.